Messenger RNA from Carassius auratus (goldfish), 2889 nucleotides. Its product is annotated as protein RMD5 homolog B-like. Gene Ontology annotation, molecular function: protein binding; ubiquitin protein ligase activity. The record is from RefSeq and is a predicted model, not a curated record. Lineage: Eukaryota; Metazoa; Chordata; Actinopteri; Cypriniformes; Cyprinidae. The transcript has 10 exons. Gene Ontology annotation, biological process: proteasome-mediated ubiquitin-dependent protein catabolic process. Gene Ontology annotation, cellular component: cytoplasm; GID complex; nucleus. Bases 157 to 1359 code for a protein of 400 amino acids.
CAGGCCGCAGGUGGCAGCAGAGCGUCAAACAAGUGCAUCGCUGCAGAAGAACAAGAGUCAAGGCAUCGCUUCAGGGACGUCUGCUGGUGAAGUGGUGUCAAAACAGGACUAUGUGUGUGUGUGUGUGUGUGUGUGAGUGAGUGAGUGUGUGUGUGUAUGUGUGAAAGCUGUAACGCUGUGCUGAUGGAGCAGUGUGGUUUUGUGGAACGAGAGCUGGAGAAGGUGCUACACAGGUUCGUCACAUAUGGACAUCAGUCAGAGGAAAGGCUGGAUGAACUCCUGAGGAACGUCUGUGAGCUGAGAAGUCAAUUGGUUGCCUAUGGUGUUCAAGAUGCAGAUUUGUCAGUGCUCCAUCAAACAAUGGCCAAGUGCUGCAAGGAAAUCAAAGAAACCGUGCAGAUGCUUGCCUCCAGGCACAAGGACAUCCAUGGCAGUGUGUCAAAAGUGGGCAAAGCAAUUGACAGAAAUUUUGAUGCGGAGGUAAGUGCAGUUGUAACUGAGAAUGUCUGGGACUCUCAAGAGAGGCAGAAAUAUCUCAGUGAAACCAUCGUUGAACAUCUUUAUCGACAAGGCAUGCUGAGUGUUGCAGAGGAUCUCUGUCAGGAGUCUGGUGUAGUAAUCGACAUGAGCAUGAAACAGCCAUUUCUGGAGCUCAACCGCAUUUUAGAGGCUUUAAGAACACAAGAUCUCAGACCAGCUUUAGAGUGGGCGGUGACAAACCGUCAGCGGCUGCUGGAUCUAAACAGCACCCUUGAGUUCAAGCUCCACAGACUCUACUUCAUCAGCCUGCUCAACGGGGGCAUCAGCAAACAGCAGGAAGCUUUACAGUACGCACGGCAUUUCCAACCGUUUGCCUCGCAGCAUCACAGAGAUAUUCAGAUCUUAAUGGGUAGUUUAGUGUACCUCCGCCACGGGAUCGAGAACUCUCCGUACCGCAGUCUGCUGGAGACGGAUCAGUGGGCAGAGAUCUGUAACAUCUUCACACGAGAUGCUUGCUCUCUUCUUGGACUCUCUGUGGAGUCCCCACUCAGUGUCAGUUUUGCGUCCGGCUGUAUGGCGCUGCCAGUGCUCAUGAACAUCAAACAGGUUAUUGAACAGAGACAGUGCAGUGGUGUUUGGACGCAUAAGGAUGAGCUGCCAAUUGAAAUAGAUCUGGGGAAGAACUGCUGGUAUCACUCUGUGUUUGCCUGUCCUAUCCUGAGGCAGCAGACAUCAGAGAGCAAUCCACCCAUGAAGCUCAUCUGUGGGCAUGUCAUAUCCAGAGACGCGCUUAACAAACUCACCAAUGCUGGAAAGCUUAAAUGCCCAUAUUGUCCAAUGGAGCAGAAUCCCUCCGAUGCCAAACAGGUCUUCUUCUGAUGUCUUUUUUCGGAGCGUAGCUGAAAGUCGUGUUAAAGGCUUUUUGGAGCCGCUUUUCGAAUGAUCCUCAUUCACAGGCAUGACAAGCCUUCUGUGGCGGCUUCUCCCCGCAACGCAAACACUUCCCUUUCCAAAGCUUUUAGUUUACAGAGGCAAUGGCCACGGCUACAUACCUGUAGAACCUGAGGCAGUACCUAACGAGGAAAACGAUCUUUGUGGAUCAUUCGUUUGUUAACAGCCUAGUAUGAAUAGGCUUUUACAAGAACGUGUGUGUGUUCGCAUUUCGCUUCCUCUCCAUUUGUUUUAAUUGCCGAGUAUUUUUGUAAGUUUCCAUGGUAUAACGCCUCUCUUUUUCUUUCUUUGUGACUCUUAUUAAGCAAAUGGGCGUGAUGCAUCUGUGUGGGUGACUUCUUGCCGGAAUAUAUUCAUGGUUUCCUCUUUUGAGAUCACAUUUAAAUACAUGAAUGGGGAUUCUUCACACGUGUACAUGGUAGAAAGGGCUUUUCAGUGUGUAUAUUAAGAGUGACAUAAGGAUUCGUGGAUUUUAAAUGAAUCGCGUCUCUCUUUCCAGUAUAGUAAAGGCGUAAUUGGAUCGAAUGGCGUUUUAGUUUGAUGUGUGUUAGUGUGAAUAUUCAUAAUCUGAAAUCUGAGGAUUUGUUUGUGCAGAUUGUGUUCUUGUUCCUUGCACCCAUCUGAUGUCUGAGAAAACCUCCUUGUCCAAGCCAUGUGUCUUGCUCUGUGUAUUUAAAAAAAUAAAAUAAUAAUGUUUCAUUAAUAUACAGCAGUGAUUUGUGAUGGUAUAACUUUUCAUUAGUAUUAUUACAUAUGUAAUGUAUUUAAAUGCACAAACAAACUGUUUUAUCAUGGAGUUGAAUGGACUUGCAGCUCCAGGCUUCUCCACUUCCAUAAUCAAAACGGGUCUAUGUGUUGAUUCGAGAAAUGCAUUAAUACAUUAAUGUACAGUUGAUGGUAGACUGACUGUGUUUUAAUGUUCCCAAUCAAGACAAGAGUUUCCAGGUGUUUCCCAUCAUCCCUGAACGUAAAAGCUCACCCUGUUUAUAUGUGUAUAGGUGAUGGGAGACGGUCGAAUAAUAUUUUGUCCAUCAGGAUGUUCUUUAAAUCCUCCCUGGCUCUUUGACUUUCUUGAAGGUCGGGCAUGUACCAGCAUAGCUUCGUUCUUGGGCGAAUGAUGUCUGAUUUUAUUUUUUUGCCGUCAUCUUGUUUAAUACCUUCAAGAGGCGUGUAGUAGUGCUGUGUGGCCAGUGACGUGCUGAUAAUAAACAUUGUCUGUUUUUUCUUUUAGUAGACAAUCAUUUAUUACCUCCUGGAAAUCAAUCUGUAAGAUCAAAGCAGAGUACUGUGGGUUAAAACAUGGGUUUAAGGAAGUGCUUUUUUGUUUUAGUUUUCAUUCAGUGAUUGAGUAAUGACUCUGCUUUCUCUGCUAACAUCUGCAAGGCAACUAUUGUAAAUAUUGAUCUUCAAAAAGUACAAUAUGUUUGCAUCUAAAAAAUAAAAAGAUUUGUACUCAAA